This is a messenger RNA of Castor canadensis (American beaver), 1379 nucleotides long. It is a transcript of the gene Tslig3b, whose product is annotated as family with sequence similarity 98 member B. Gene Ontology annotation, cellular component: tRNA-splicing ligase complex. NCBI's taxonomy places the organism in Eukaryota, Metazoa, Chordata, Mammalia, Rodentia, Castoridae. The record is from RefSeq and is a predicted model, not a curated record.
CGAACAGCAUCGGGCCGCGGGACCAUGAGAGGACCGGAGCCGGGUCCCGAGGCUACAAUGGAGGGGGACGUGCUGGACACACUGGAGGCCCUGGGAUAUAAGGGACCGCUGUCAGAAGAACAAGCCCUCACCAAGGCUGCCGAGGGUGGACUCUCCUCACCUGAGUUUUCAGAGCUCUGUAUUUGGCUAGGCUCUCAAAUAAAAUCAUUAUGCAACUUGGAAGAGAGCAUCACUUCAGCUGGGAGAGAUGACCUGGAGAGCUUCCAACUUGAGAUAAGUGGUUUUUUAAAAGAAAUGGCCUGUCCAUAUUCUGGACUCGUAUCAGGAGAUAUUAAAGAGCGUUUAAAAAAGAAGGAUGACUGUUUGAAACUUCUGUUAUUUUUAAGUACAGAACUUCAAGCUUUACGGAUAAUACAGAACAAGAAAUGUAAAAAUUCUCAAUUAGAUAAAAACAGUGAAAUUUAUCAGGAAGUUCAAGCUAUGUGCGAGACCCUUGGUAUACCGGAGUCACCUGCUUCUGACAUUCUGCUUAUGCUAAACCAAGUGGAAUCAAAGGUAAAGGAUAUUCUCUCUAAAGUCCAGAAAAACCAUGUGGGAAAACCACUGCUGAAAGUUGAUUUAAAUCCAGAACAGGCGGAAAAACUGGAAAGAAUUAACCACACCCUUUCCUGUGAAUAUGAGUGCCGCCGGCGCAUGUUAGUGAAGCGAUUAGACGUGACUGUGCAGUCCUUUGGUUGGUCAGACAGGGCAAAGGUAAAAACAGAUAACAUAGCAAGAAUUUACCAGCCUAAGCGCUAUGCUCUGUCACCCAAGACAACAGUCACAUUGGCGCACCUGCUUGCCGCUCGUGAAGAUCUGUCCAAGAUCAUUAGGACAAGCAGUGGCACCAGCCGGGAGAAGACGGCGUGCGCCAUUAAUAAGGUGCUGAUGGGAAGAGUGCCUGACAGGGGAGGACGGCCAAAUGAAAUUGAACCACCACCCCCGGAAAUGCCCCCUUGGCAAAAGAGACAAGAAGGCGGCGGAAGGGGUGGUUGGGGGAGUGGUGGAGGUGGUGGAAGAGGAGGUGGUGGGGGUGGACGAGGUGGCUGGGGAGGUGGAGGUGGAGGUGGCUGGGGAGGGGGAGGGGGAGGAGGAUGGGGAGGUGGUGGUGGGGGAGGUGGGGGUAGAGGAGGUUUCCAAGGCAGGGGAGACUAUGGUGGGAGGGGUGAUUAUGGUGGGAGAGGGGGCUAUGGGGGAAGAGGGGGCUAUGGUGGGAGAGGCUAUGGAGAUCCAUAUGGAGGAGGGGGUGGAGGUGGGUACAGAAGAUACUAAGAAGUGCAAAAAGUAGGCCGCAGUGCUUCUCGCUAGUGCACUAGGCAGUGUUCUAGUAACAUGCCUGA